Alternaria triticimaculans is the source of this 702-nucleotide messenger RNA. RefSeq lists its product as uncharacterized. Gene Ontology annotation, molecular function: oxidoreductase activity. Lineage: Eukaryota; Fungi; Ascomycota; Dothideomycetes; Pleosporales; Pleosporaceae. The record is from RefSeq and is a predicted model, not a curated record. The transcript has 3 exons. Bases 1 to 702 code for a protein of 233 amino acids.
AUGGACAAAACAGCGUACAUAUGGGCGAAGGCUGCGGUGCCUACCGGAGGAAGGGUGUGGGGAAACGUGAGGUCAUCUGGCCUGCAAGACGAUCUGCCUGUCCCCAUACUCCCUUCUGUAGAGGAGGAGCCCGGCGCUCAAACAGUCGUGGUUAUUAAGGACAGCCUGAUCGAGCGCAAUCGCCAGGGCAAUAGGGAGAUGGGGACCUUCGAGGCCAUUACACCAGAAGAUUCUUCGACCGAAGCGGAUGUAAGGAUCUUGAAGUGGGGUACUGAGUCGAUCCCAGGCGCGGGCGCAGCUAUAAAGACACUAAUUCCCACGUCAGUGCUGUUCAGCACCGCGCAUCGCAUCUACAACAAACUCUUUGAUACCAUCCACCUAUACCUCAUCAUGUCUGGCGCCAACGCUAUCGUCCUCUACCCUCGCAAGGAGGGCUCCACCUUUGACAAGGAGUACUACCUCAAGACACACAUGCCGCUCGCCAUGAAGAACUGGAAAGACCACGGUCUCAAGUCCUACGCCGUCAGUGAGCUCAACGCCGAUGGUCCAUACGCCAUCAGCACCGUCAUGGAGUUUGACAGCCCGGAGAGUGUCGGAAAGGCCUUGCAGAGUGAGGGCACCAAGGAGGUCAUGGAGGACGUAAAGAACUUCAGCAGCGAGACACCGAUCCUCGUUCACGGCAAUGUCGUCGGACGGAGUUAG